Molecule: messenger RNA, 1317 nt
Organism: Acipenser ruthenus (sterlet)
Lineage: Eukaryota; Metazoa; Chordata; Actinopteri; Acipenseriformes; Acipenseridae
Exons: 9
Coding region: 1-1281 (426 amino acids)
Source: RefSeq, a predicted model, not a curated record
AUGACGCUAACAUGGAAUAUGCAAGAUCCAAAAAUCAAUCUCUACUGGGAUUUUCAGCUUUUGACUGGAGACAGACCCAGUGAGCUGUCCCUCCUGUUAGCAAGUGGGAAUGCCCUGAAAUUAUACCACAAUCUUAUUCCAUACAGGGCAACCAUCAACCAGGCUCUAGGUCCUGAGUUAGGAACAAGGUGGUCAGAUAAAGGACUGAGAGCUGUCCUAUGUGACAAUGGAGACAGUAUAAAGAGGACAAAAUAUUUGACAACUCAUGACCUGCUUCGAGUAGUGGAUGAUAAAUAUGAAAUUAUGCAGCAAAAACUUUACACAGAAAUGCUGGAAGACCACUAUGGUUGCUCCUCAUGGGAGGCCAUGUUAGGAUGGCAACAGGAGAAGAAACUGGUGGAGUUGCAGGCUUUAACAGAACAUGCCUUCAUAAACAAUGACAGUAUCUCUCUUUCAGAGCUGCCAGGAGCCUUUAGACUUUACAGAAGUUCAAACAGACUGGUAUUAUUGGGCUUCCCUGAAAAUGUGGAUUCCUCUAGCAUAUUGGAAUGGACAGCCGUGUACAACCUCAAGGAGCUUCACAAAAACUACCAGGAGGAGAAGGCCUCUCUGAAGAAGAAACUGGCAUUCAACAGCAAAAGCAACUUUGAUGAGUCAGCUUGGACGCUGCUUCACUUUUACCUGCAAGCAACCACCCUGAAGGCAAAAAGGCAAAGGUAUUUCCAGACUGCUGUUUUAGCAUCGCAUCAGUGCUGGGACAAAUGGCCUGAGGUCAAAUCGUCUCACCUAGAAGAGCUGGCUCGACACUGGCUCACGGAAGUCGGUCUGACAAGCUGGGACAAGAGUUUAAAAAAAAAUUCAGACUACUCAAUGCAGCAAACAGCUUUGGAAUCACUAAUGGCCAGGCAAGAAUGGGAAAGGGAAUAUCUUAUAAAGCUACUGCACAGCAUUACCCCCGAGGACCUUCGGAUAUCACAAAAUACAAAACAAGAACAGAACCUUGAGCCUUUCAUAGGACUUUCUAAACUACCUGGAGAUAGUCUAUUGGAAUCUGCAGAUGUCUUCAGAAAAGGGUGUGCCUUGAAGCUGAGAGAAGUUAGGACUGCCCUCGAGGAAACAGCACAGGAAGCAAUGUGGGGAGAUUGUGCUGCCUGUGUAUUGACUGAGCUAAUACAGCAACAAGAACAGGAGCUCAACAGUACAAUGAAGGCUCUGGUAGACAUGGUAGAUAAUGGGGCGUUAAACACUUCAUUAAGUGCUACUAAUCAUUCUGCACCUUGAAAGGCAAUAGUUAAAGUUUAUCAAUUUUAGACACUA